AUGAUUUCUGUCUCUCCACUUGUGUUCUUCACGAUCUUCCUCACGUUCCAACAAAGUUUUGAAAAUUUGUACAAACAAAUCAAACAUCCACUCUCCAAUGAGACCGUUUGUCUUGAUACAAAACCGAUCAUUGAGCAGGUUAACAUCAGAUCAUUGCUGGAAUGUUUGGCCAAAUGUUCUCAAUUGAAUUCCUCAGCAAGUAUGAACCUCACAAAGAUGAAUGACUCAUGCAAUGCAUUCAACUACAUCUCCAACAGUGAGAGUCCUUUGAAAAACUGUCAACUUAUCCACCUUGAACAAAAGAAGUUUUUAAUGAUGCUUAAAGGGAAUGGUUGUUGGGGAUUCACCAAUAUUGGAUACAAAUUCAGAUUUGAAAAUUGCAAUGUCACCAAUGGAACAAUUUCUUUGACCAUUCCAACUUUUAGCACUCCAACAACUGUGUUGUGUGUCAACGGAUGGAUUGUCAUCCAGCAAAGAAUUGAUGGCUCGCAAAGUUUCAAUCAGAGUUGGGCAAAAUAUAAAGCAGGUUUCGGAACAUUCAAUGCUAAUUUUUGGUUGGGAUUGGAGAAAAUCUAUCAGCUGACCAACUCGGCCAGCUACAGAUUGAGAUUUGAAAUUGAUUCGGAAGUUUUGAGUUACACAAUACAUGUGUUCGGAUACAGUGGGAAUAACUUGGAUGUGAUGAAUAGAAAUGGAAUACGUUAUCAAAAUGCCGCAAGGUUUUCAACUCCAGAUCACGACACGGCCGGCAAUUGCGCCAAUAUGUACAGUUCUGGUUUCUGGUUCAAUAAUUGUUAUACCAUAAAUUUGAAUGGUAUUUAUGGUGGGAGGGAUGAAAUGUACUACACAGCUAAAACUGGAACUUGGCGUCAACUCGUUUACUGCAGGAUGAUGAUCAAGUUGAAUUGA
Molecule: messenger RNA, 909 nt
Organism: Helobdella robusta
Lineage: Eukaryota; Metazoa; Annelida; Clitellata; Rhynchobdellida; Glossiphoniidae
Exons: 5
Coding region: 1-909 (302 amino acids)
Source: RefSeq, a predicted model, not a curated record